Messenger RNA from Peronospora matthiolae, 660 nucleotides. Lineage: Eukaryota; Oomycota; Peronosporomycetes; Peronosporales; Peronosporaceae. The record is from the annotation of a GenBank genome assembly.
AUGACUGAACGAGCAAAACUGAUCUCGGCGUUUGUCACGCCGUUUGGCUUGUUCGAGUGGCUGCGAAUGCCUUUUGGACUUAAAAAUGCACCCCAGAUCUACCAACGUCUGGUUGACAAUGCGCUGUAUCGAUAUCUCAAGAUUGGCCAGAGAUCAGCUUCUGAUGGCCCGAUCGACGUGUUCAAAGAUGGAGAACCUGAGACAGAUCGACGACCGUCUAUACUGGGACGCCGAUCCUACAUUGACGAUAUUCUCAUACCAGCCACGUCAUGGGGAUCUUUGUACACAAAAGUAGAACGGUUGCUGGAGGCAUGUGAUAAGUGGAAUCGGUCUAUCAGUCUCAUGAAGAUCUUUUGGGGGUGCCACAAGGUCGAUUAUUCGGGACAUCAAGUGUCGAUGGAUGAUCUGGAGGCUCAGACCAAGAACUUGGAGUCGUUGGUCAACAUCCCGUUCCCUAGCACGCUGCGAGCUAUGCAAUCUUUCCGCGGGAGCUUGAACUACUACCACCGUUUCAUUGAGGAUUUCGCGGUGUAUGCCGCGGUGUUGUAUGAGUUAAGAGAAUCGGAUUUCUUCGAGAUCGCCAAUCUCAGCUUGCAGCAGGAGAUGAAUGGUCGAACGAGGGUCUAUGGACAGAAGCCAAGGUUGCUUUCACUAUGCUAA